AUGCCUAGGUAUGCAAAGCUCUUAAAGGAGAUUCUUAGCAACAAAAGGAAGUUUGAGGACUUAGCAUGCGUGACAUUAAACGAGGAAUGUUUGACAAUUUUCCAUAACAAGUUACCGAAAAAGCAACAUGAUCCAUGGAGUUUUACUAUUCCUUGUGUGAUCGGUAACUUAACUAUUAAUGAUGCUUUAGCUGAUUUAGGAGCUAGCAUUAAUGUAAUUCCGUACAACCUGUUUGCGAAAUUGAGGCUGGGAGAGACUAAACCCACUAGGAUAAUAGAGUUAGCUGAUACGUCUGUUAAGUAUCGUAGGGGUAUUGUACAUAAUGUGCUUAUACAAGUAAAUAAAUUUAUAUUUCCUAUUAAUUUUGUGAUCUUAGACAUGGAUGGCAAGAGUAGUGUACCUUUGACUCUAGGUAUUUCUUUCCUUACAACAUCUAGGGCAAUUAUAGAUGUUUAUGAUGGAAAGCUAAAACUUAGGGUAGGGGAUGAGACUGUCACUUUUGACAUGAAUAAUUCUAUGAGACAGUCUUUAGAUCAUAAUAAUGUUGUGUGUGCUAUUAAUGUACUUGAUAAUGCUAUUGAGAUAUUGUUAUAUGAAAUAUUAGUUGAAGACGCUCUACAAGUUAUUUUGCCAAUGGGAGAUGAGCAUAAGCUGUCAAAUGAGGAAGUGUUAGAGCAGCUUGAGUUUCUGUUAGCAAAAGAGCCAAGCAACAAUACUGAUAAGUUUGUUGUGAUUGACAGUGUUAGAGCAGCUUGA
Ricinus communis (castor bean) is the source of this 756-nucleotide messenger RNA. RefSeq lists its product as uncharacterized. Lineage: Eukaryota; Viridiplantae; Streptophyta; Magnoliopsida; Malpighiales; Euphorbiaceae. The transcript has a single exon. The record is from RefSeq and is a predicted model, not a curated record. Bases 1 to 756 code for a protein of 251 amino acids.